Messenger RNA from Rhinocladiella mackenziei CBS 650.93, 6912 nucleotides. RefSeq lists its product as uncharacterized. The record is from RefSeq and is a predicted model, not a curated record. Lineage: Eukaryota; Fungi; Ascomycota; Eurotiomycetes; Chaetothyriales; Herpotrichiellaceae. Gene Ontology annotation, molecular function: ATP binding; ATP hydrolysis activity; helicase activity. The transcript is spliced from 7 exons. The coding region runs from base 1 to 6912 and encodes 2303 amino acids.
AUGUCUGCGCGAUCAGCAAGGCUGUCGAAGUACUUUCAUCAUGUCGAGCAAGGGAAGAAGAAGGUGGAGAAGACUUCUGACGCCAAACUGUUCCUUGAAGCUUUGUGUGAGCAACCGAAUCGCGUUCACUGCAUAGAAAGAUUGUUCUCGAGCGCCAAUGCGCUCGAGUCGCUUCAAAAGAGCAUGCGUUUUGACCUGUCCGUGGAAUUUUUGAACGGGCCUGCGGCGGACACACUCAUGUAUCUCAAAGAUCCCGACGUUGAACAACUCUGCAAUGGACAAAUUCUCCAAAGGAUCAUCCAAUCCAUCGUCCAGCCUCCAACGUUUUGGAAUACCCUUGUCGAGACGCACAAUGGCAAACGUCUCGACGAAAAGUCCGAAAUCUCCUUUGCCUGGCUCCUUCUACACUUGUUGAGCCGGCCUUCUUGUCCAGAUGAGAUAGUCCACGUGGCGAGAACUACCGUCAAAGAUCGAUCUCUGCUUGAUUCCACCUCUUUCGAAGUUCGCUCACUUGGGUACAAGAUUCAGAACGUGCUGGAAACGAAGUCGACAACUCUUCCCCAUCUCGACGACUACAGGCCCGGAGGGAGACACGACAACGAUUUUGAAGACUUCCACAAAAUUUGCAUCCUUCCGACUCCCGAUGAAAUUGCUUCCACCGAGACACCUUUCUACCGAAGAGCAAACGAAGUCUAUGCAGCGGAGCCCCAACAUCGGCCAGCGAUGCAUUUCGACAAUCAAUUCCGCCUUCUCAGAGAAGACUUCCUCGCAGAGCUUCGCAAUGAUCUUCAAAUAGCGCAAGGACAGAAAAAGGGAAGAAGAUCGGCGGAUCUGAUCAGUGGCCUCGCCUUCAUGGGCAUUGAUUGCGGAACAGAGACCAGAAGAAAACCCUGUUCUCUGACUUUUCGCUGUGAAAGAGGGCUUCCUGCAAUAUCCAACAUUCCAAAACCGGAGAGGAAAAGGUUCCUCGCAGACAAUCGGAAUAUCUUGAAACAUCAAUCGUUUGGGUGCUUGCUAGCGGGGAAAGAGGUUGUUGCAUUCGCUUCGAUCGAUCGAAAUGAGGAUCUGCUGGCCGAAGAUGUUCCAGUGCUUGCUUUGCAGAUGGCAGAAAGUGAUUCGGUGACGAGAAUCCUUUCUAGAGCCAAAAAGACAGAACCUUUUUAUUUUGUCGUCGUCGACACCGCCGUGUUUGCGUACGAACACAUUCUUCGGCGACUGCAGGAGAAGACCGACUUCCCGCUCUCAGACUGUCUGUUGGCAUCAACACCCUCAUUACAAUGUCUGGACAUUGGAUGCGGCUUGUCACGCAUCGUCAAAGAGAUUGAAGCGACCAAGGGCCAAAAUCUUCAACGGGUUCUAGGGACAUCGAAGAAGAUCUCCCUCGACAAUUCACAAUUUGAGUCGCUGAUCACAGGCUUGACGCAUUCUUUGAGUCUCAUUCAAGGCCCUCCUGGGACCGGAAAAUCUUUCAUCGGAGCUCUGCUAGCCAAAGUCCUGCACGACCACACAAAUGAGACGAUCUUGGUGAUAUGUUAUACCAACCAUGCACUGGACCAAUUCUUGGAAGACCUCAUGGAUAUCGGAAUACCCACCGAAUCCAUGGUGAGACUUGGAUCGAAGUCGUCGGACCGAACGAGGAAACUCGGCUUGGCCGAGCAGUCCGUGGGCACGAACCCCGUUCGAUUCUCGUGGAACUUCGUCAAUGUCCGAAAAGAAGAAUUGAAGGAUCUGGAACAGAAGUUGAAAUCCAAGUUGGCUGAAUUCAGUGCUGAUGUCAACAAACGUCAGUUGCUGGAAUAUCUGGAGUUCUCCGAAGAUGCGGAUUUCUGUGAAGCAUUCACCGUACCCGAAGAAGACGACGGAAUGCAACGCAUCGGUAAGGGAGGCCGCCGUGUUCACCCUUAUUACUUACUGGAUCGAUGGACCACGGGGCGGAAUGCCGGAAUCUUCCAAUCAAUAGUCAAGAAAGAGCAUUCUCAUGUCUGGGACACACCUCUUCGGGCUCGUCAGGAAAACCUGCAGCGCUGGAGAGACAAUAUUUGGCGUGAAUACCUGGAAGCCAUUGCUCCUUUGUUUGAUGAUUUCAAUCGCAUCCAGAGUGAGAUCGAGGAAUAUUUCUAUCAGACGAAAAACUCUGAGAUUCUCCAAAAGAAACGCAUCAUCGGCUGCACUACGACAGCGGCGGCAAAAUAUGCACAAGCACUACAGGCAGCAAAACCAGGGGUCAUUUUAGUGGAAGAGGCGGGCGAAAUCCUUGAGAGUCAUGUCCUGACGGCAAUGACCGCGGACACGAGACAACUUAUCUUGAUUGGAGAUCACAAACAGCUACGACCAAAAGUGAACAACUACAGUCUGACGGUCGAAAAGGGCGAGGGAUUCGACCUCAACAGAUCUCUGUUUGAGAGACUGGUGCUUACGGGGUACCCCCAUACCACGCUUUCGGAACAGCAUCGAAUGCGUCCAGAAAUAUCUCAACUCAUUCGACAUCUGACCUAUCCGGACCUCCUGGAUGCUGGCAAAACCAAAAAUCGGCCCCAUCUGCGUGGUUUCCAAGACAAUAUCAUUUUCGUGAAUCAUGAGAAACCAGAGCUUGACCUGAAUGGCGUGUCGGAACGGCGGGAUCCCACCACCAAAGGAAGCAAACAGAAUCCUUUCGAGGUUGAGAUGGUCCUCAAGUGCGUCCGAUACAUCGGACAGCAAGGUUACGGAACAGACAAGAUUGUGGUUCUUACCCCAUAUUUGGGACAACUGCAUCUUCUGAGAAAGGAGUUAAGCAAGACCAACGAUCCCAUGUUGAAUGAUCUUGACUCUCACGACCUGGUCCGGGCUGGACUCGUUACACCAGCCAGCGCUAAACUGACAAAGCGUCCAAUAUUGAUCUCCACGAUCGACAAUUACCAAGGCGAGGAGAGAGAGAUUGUAAUCGCUACGCUUACCCGCAGCAAUAAAGCAGGAGACGUGGGAUUUAUGGCAGCCCCGGAAAGACUCAAUGUGCUACUUUCGCGCGCACGCAAUGCUUUGAUUCUGAUCGGGAACUCUACUACCUUCCUCGGCAGCAAGAAAGCAAAGACCGCCUGGCAACCUUUGUUUGACCUUUUGACUAAGAAUGGCCAUGUUUAUGACGGUUUUCCCGUGAAGUGCGAGAGACAUCAAGAUCGGAAGACGAUAAUACGAGCCCCAGAAAGCUUUGAUGUCGAAUGUCCUGAUGGCGGCUGUUCCGAUCCAUGCUCGGCGAUGCUCCGUUGUGACGUUCAUGUCUGCCCUCAGCGUUGUCACCAGGUUUUUGAUCAUUCAAAAAUGGAUUGCACCAGCAUUGUCGAAAAAUUAUGCGCAAAGAAGCAUAGAUACAGCUGGCGAUGUCAUCGAGGGCCGCCCAAAAUCUGCCCGAAAUGUGAACGGGAGCAACAAAUAGAGAACGAGAAGAAGCGAAGAGAUUUCGAAUUAGAGUUGAGGAGACAGGAACGUCAAAAUCAACACGCCCGGCAGCUAGCCGAGUUGCAGCAAAAGAUCGAAGAAGAAAGGGGUAUUUUAAAGGAUAUCGCAGAUGAAAAGGAACGGCAGAGCACUCUCGCGCAGAAAGUGAAAGACCUCGAAACCCUGAGAAGCAAAACGGAACGCGCUCGACAGUCUCGCGCUGAGCCGCCGACGACCUGGUCCAGAGAUGCACACUCACCUGCUGAUGGAUCGACUCCAGGCGAUGCUGCAAAGCAAGCACUGGGCCGGGCUAUCUUAUGUGAAAGUUCCCAAAUCCCGUUGGAAGCAUCGGCGGCACAAGAUGAAUGGGAGCGGCAGAAGAAGCUAGAAGGGCAGUCGAACGAAGCUUUGGAUUCCCUCAUGGGAAUGAUUGGUCUGGAAGAAGUCAAAGAUAUGUUCCUAUCCAUCAAGACGAAAGUGGACGUAACGGUUCGGCAAAACACCAAUUUGAGAGAUGAAAGAUUCAGCGCGGCUCUUUUAGGAAAUCCAGGAACCGGGAAAACUACCGUCGCACGCUUAUACGCCAAAUUUCUUAGUUCCGUGGGUGUCAUACCUGGUGAUUUUUUCGUCGAAACCUCAGGCUCUCGACUGGCCAAUGAUGGGAUUGCAGGGUGCCGAAAACAUCUUGAAGAGAUUUGCAAUAGUGGCGGUGGGGCACUCUUCAUCGACGAAGCCUACCAGUUGGUGUCCGGACAGAAUUAUGGAGGAAAGCAAGUGCUCGAUUUCCUGCUCGCAGAAGUGGAGAAUCUCACUGGAAAAAUCGUUUUCAUCCUGGCCGGCUACAACAAAAAUAUGGAGGACUUCUUCGCACACAAUCCUGGGAUACCGAGCAGGUUUCCAGUCAAAUUCCAAUUUGGCGAUUACUCUGACGUCGAGUUGCAAACAAUUCUUCGACACCGCAUAGAACAAAAAUACAAUGGAAGAAUGGAAAUAGACGGCGGAAUUGACGGCCUGUACAUUCGAAUAGUCUCAUGUCGCAUUGGGAGAGGCCGUGGGCGCGACGGGUUUGGGAAUGCCAGGUCUGUACGGAACGAAUUUUCACGAAUAGCUGACCGUCAAGCAAGGAGGCUUCAACAGGAACGUCGGCUGGGUAGACAGCCUGAUGACAUGUUCCUUACCAAGGAGGACCUAAUUGGUCCAGAACCUGCUUCCGUACUAAAAGGAAAUACGGCUUGGGAGAAGCUUCAGAACCUGACAGGGCUGGAAAGUGUCAAGCAGACUGUCCAAUCACUUUUUGAUACUAUCCAGUCCAAUUACCAACGCGAGCUGGAGGAAAAGAAGCUGGUCGAAUAUUCCCUCAACAAAGUAUUCGUGGGAAAUCCAGGAACAGGCAAGACAACAGUGGCGAAACUGUACGGUCAAAUUCUUGCUGAUAUAGGGUUACUAUCGAGCGGAGAAGUGGUUGUCAAGAACCCUUCAGAUUUUGUCGGAAACGUCCUCGGAGCGUCUGAGAGCACAACAAGAGGAAUCCUGGCUUCCACGAUAGGCAAAGUUUUGGUUAUCGACGAAGCUUACAUGCUCUAUGGCGGGUCCUCGUCCACGGGAGGACCAUCAAUUUCGGAUCCUUACAAGAUGGCCGUCAUUGACACCAUUGUUGCCGAAGUACAGAGCGUUCCUGGUGAUGAUCGCUGUGUCCUGUUGCUCGGAUAUAAGGAGCAGAUGGAGUCGAUGUUUCAGAAUGUCAACCCUGGGCUCUCCCGACGUUUCCCCAUGGAUUCAGCUUUUGUCUUUGAUGACUACACCGACGACGACUUGCAGAAAAUUUUGAACUUGAAACUCAAUCAAAUCGGCUUUAACGCGACUCCAGAAGCAAAGGGAGUGGCUCGUGAAUGCCUCCGUCGGGCCCGUGAUCGGCCUCAUUUUGGCAAUGCUGGGGAAGUAGAUAUUCUCCUUGACAAAGCCAAGAUGGAGCAUCAGAAACGAUUGUCGUCAAGGCAAACGAAGAUCAUUGACACUCUCGAACCUCUCGAUUUCGACGCGAACUACAACCGGGCCGAGCAGGCUCCCACGAAUUGCAGGAAACUGUUCGAGGACGUUGUUGGUUGUGACGAGAUCAUUCACCAGCUCGAAGGCUACCAACGGACGGCUUCCAAUAUGAGAAAACUGAAUAUGGACCCGCGAGAGCAGAUCCCCUUCAGUUUUCUGUUUCGAGGUCCCCCAGGCACCGGCAAAACCUCGACGGCAAGACGAAUGGGAAAGAUCUUUUAUGAUAUGGGAUUCCUGGCCAAUGCCGAAGUGAUUGAGUGCUCAGCAACGGAUCUCGUGGGCCAGUAUGUUGGGCAAACGGGUCCAAAAACGCAGGGUUUGCUGGAGAAGGCGCUCGGCAAAGUGCUGUUCAUUGACGAGGCUUACCGGCUGGCUGAAGGCCAGUUUGCGAAAGAAGCCAUGGACGAGUUAGUCGACACCAUGACAAAACCCAAGUUCGCACAGAAGCUCAUCAUUAUACUCGCCGGAUAUGAUGAGAAUAUAAAUCGCCUGAUAUCCAUCAAUCCAGGUCUCACGAGCCGCUUUCCCGAGACCGUUUGCUUCAAGAACCUCUCUGCGGAACAGUGCUUGGAAUUGUUCCAAAAUUGCCUCCAGAAAAGCAACAAGAUCGACAGCACCGCUGUGCAAACGCCAUCCACUACAUUCAAAGCGACACUUCUCGAACUCUUUGGCCGCCUCGCUAAAUCUCCUGCUUGGGGGAACGCCAGGGACGUCAAGACACUGGCCAAGUCUGUCCUAAACAAAGUCCUCUCCGGAACGGUCGACAAUGUCGCCUUUGAAAUAACAGAGGAUAUUGUGCUGUCCACGAUCCAAGCGAUGGUUUCAGACCGCGAAGACCGGAAGAAGUCAGCAGCCAUGUCCCGACAACCAAAGCUCCCAACCCAGCUUCUCCCCCGUCGAAAUGUUCCUCUCCCCCCUGUGUUGAGCACUGCGACCAAUAUUGCCCCUAGAGCCGAGGAAGCAUCUCCUCCACCUCCGGCUCCACUGUCACAAAGUCUCGAGCAGGCAAAGUCUGGUCGUGACCCCGACGUCUCGGACGACGUCUGGAAUCAACUACAAUCUGAUCAACAUUCUGCUGAAGAAAACGAAAAGAAGCAUUACCAGCUCCUCGGAGAAGAAGAAGAUGCGAAGCGCGAGCUUAAUUCGAAGGUCGAUGCAGAACUUGAAACAAAGCAGCGUGUCGAGGAGGAAUCAAAUGCCGAGGCUAGACGGUUGCUCGAAGAAGAGUUGCACAAGCGUGAGAAGGAGCGGCUGGCAUAUCUGGAGAAAGUGGCAAGGAUGGUGCAAGAGAGACAACGAAGAGAGGAGGAGAGGAAAAAAGAGAAGGAAGCACAGAAGAAAUUGAGGGAAAUGGGAGUGUGUGUGGCAGGCUUCCGCUGGGUCAAACAGGCCGGCGGCUAUCGCUGUGCAGGAGGAUCUCAUUUUGUCUCUGAUGCACAAAUAGGGCUUUAA